AUGACUAGAAUUGGCAUCGUUACUGGCGCGUCUUCAGGAAUUGGACGCGCAUCAGCUAUAGCCUUGUCCAAAGCUGGAUGGAAACUCGUUUUAACUGCUCGCCGCCUGGAACAGCUCAAGGAAACGGCGUUACUUUGUACCAACGAAACUCUUAUCUUAGCUGGUGAUAUCACAGAUGAACCUUUCAUCAAAGGUGUCUUCGAAACGGCAGUAUCUCACUUUGGCAGACUGGACCUGCUGUUUAACAAUGCCGGCAUAUCUCCGAGAGCAGCGCCUAUAGAAGAACUUUCUCUGGAGGCAUUUCAGGCUGUGAUUCAUGUUAAUCUCACUGGCUCCUUUUUAGCAGCGCGCGAGGCCAUAAAGAUUUUUAAGUCACAGACACCACAAGGAGGUCGAAUUAUAAACAAUGGAUCACUCUCGGCGCAUGUUCCAAGGCCCAAUACCUCGCCUUAUGCUUGCUCCAAGCAUGCAAUCGCAGGACUCACAAAGUGCAUUUCUCUUGAAGGGCGGCCUUUCGGCAUUACAUGCACUCAGCUGGACAUCGGAAACGCCAAAACGGACAUAUCAGACAAACAUUUUACUGUCGGGGCAUUGCAACCUAAUGGCACUAUGUUGUCAGAACCUACCAUGGAUGUCGAACAAGUUGCCAGCACUGUUGUACAUAUCGCCAGCAUGCCACCUGAUGUGACCAUGCUUGAGGUGAAUAUAAUGGCUGCCGGAGCACCGUACGUUGGAAGAGGAUAA
Messenger RNA from Psilocybe cubensis, 744 nucleotides. RefSeq lists its product as uncharacterized. The transcript is spliced from 7 exons. The coding region runs from base 1 to 744 and encodes 247 amino acids. NCBI's taxonomy places the organism in Eukaryota, Fungi, Basidiomycota, Agaricomycetes, Agaricales, Agrocybaceae. Gene Ontology annotation, molecular function: oxidoreductase activity. The record is from RefSeq and is a predicted model, not a curated record.